AUGGAAACCGCAUUGAGAGCGUGCCGCAUACCAACCCUGGGAAAGUCAGUGUGGCGGCAACAACUAGCCCUAUCACCAUGGACAAAAAGGCUACGAACUUUGCAGAAUAUUCGAUGGAGUUCGAGUUCGAGUAUUCCAGCAGCACCCUUCCCCGUCUUCCGCGAUGUGCCACCGCUACGAGAGUUGCGCAAGAAAAUGUUCAGGGAGGGAAGGGAAGUAGGCUUCGUUGCAACGAUGGGGGCACUACAUGAGGGCCACCUCUCGCUAGUGAGACAUGCUUUGAGAGAGAACACAGAUGUGUUUGUCUCCAUCUUCGUCAACCCUACACAAUUUGCUGCUCAUGAGGAUCUUGAUUCAUACCCUCAAACAUGGGAAGAAGACGUGAGGAAAUUGCAGCAAGUGCAAGAUGAACAUGCCGCCUCGUCAGGGCCGAACAAAGACUCUACAAUUCGGGGUAUUUUUGCACCCACCGUCAAGGUCAUGUACCCGACCCUACCACCCACGUCGGACAUGGCAGGAGACGGCUCAUUCGUCACGAUCACUCCUUUGGGAAAUCAACUUGAAGGAAAAUCUCGUCCGAUCUUCUUCCGAGGUGUUGCAACCGUGUGCGCUAAAUUGUUCAAUAUUGUUCAAGCAGAUCGAGUCUACUUCGGCCAGAAAGAUAUCCAGCAAUCUGUCUUGAUCAAACGUAUGGUAAAAGAUUUUCACAUUCCCACCGAAGUACGAGUGAUUCCGACUAGCAGAGAUCCAGACGGGUUGGCCAUGAGCAGUCGGAAUACGUAUCUAGGGGAACGACGAAGAAAGGACGUCGUCGUGCUAUCCCGGGCUCUUUUUGCUGCUCAAAAUCUCUACAAGGUCGGUGAAUUAUCAGUGAAGAAGAUCAGAGAUGCGGCGUACGAAGUUUUCGCCCAACAAUCAAGGACAAAAAGAAAAGACGGUAGACUUGGGGGAAGUGCGCGCUUGGAGAUUGACUACAUUGCAUUGAGCGAUCCUGAUAAUAUGACGAUGCUUGAGGACAAACAAAAGAUCAAUCCGAGACGCGGGGCGAUAUUGAGUGCUGCAAUGAUUGUCUGGCCCGUUGACAAUCCCAAUACCAACGAGGAGCUGAAUCAAAGAAGUGUGAGGCUCAUUGACAAUGUCAUUCUCGAGCCACGUUAA
This is a messenger RNA of Rhinocladiella mackenziei CBS 650.93, 1158 nucleotides long. Its product is annotated as pantoate-beta-alanine ligase. Bases 1 to 1158 code for a protein of 385 amino acids. The transcript has a single exon. NCBI's taxonomy places the organism in Eukaryota, Fungi, Ascomycota, Eurotiomycetes, Chaetothyriales, Herpotrichiellaceae. The record is from RefSeq and is a predicted model, not a curated record. Gene Ontology annotation, biological process: pantothenate biosynthetic process. Gene Ontology annotation, molecular function: pantoate-beta-alanine ligase activity.